Molecule: messenger RNA, 1317 nt
Organism: Schistocerca piceifrons (Central American locust)
Lineage: Eukaryota; Metazoa; Arthropoda; Insecta; Orthoptera; Acrididae
Product: vicilin-like seed storage protein At2g18540
Exons: 5
Coding region: 1-1317 (438 amino acids)
Source: RefSeq, a predicted model, not a curated record
AUGGGCAUGCUGCCACCUGCACCUAAUGCCAUUGGUAGACCUGUGCAACCUGCCAAGCAGAACACUGCCGCCUCCCGACAGUUCUCUCAAAACCCGGUGAUGAGGCAAGGAGAAGGAGGCAAGGAGAAGGAGGCAAGGAGAAGGAGGCAAGGAGAAGGAGGCAAGGAGAAGGAGGCAAGGAGAAGGAGGCAAGGAGAAGGAGGCAAGGAGAAGGAGGCAAGGAGAAGGAGGCAAGGAGAAGGAGGCAAGGAGAAGGAGGCAAGGAGAAGGAGGCAAGGAGAAGGAGGCAAGGAGAAGGAGGCAAGGAGAAGGAGGCAAGGAGAAGGAGGCAAGGAGAAGGAGGCAAGGAGAAGGAGGCAAGGAGAAGGAGGCAAGGAGAAGGAGGCAAGGAGAAGGAGGCAAGGAGAAGGAGGCAAGGAGAAGGAGGCAAGGAGAAGGAGGCAAGGAGAAGGAGGCAAGGAGAAGGAGGCAAGGAGAAGGAGGCAAGGAGAAGGAGGCAAGGAGAAGGAGGCAAGGAGAAGGAGGCAAGGAGAAGGAGGCAAGGAGAAGGAGGCAAGGAGAAGGAGGCAAGGAGAAGGAGGCAAGGAGAAGGAGGCAAGGAGAAGGAGGCAAGGAGAAGGAGGCAAGGAGAAGGAGGCAAGGAGAAGGAGGCAAGGAGAAGAAGGCAAGGAGAAGAAGGCAAGGAGAAGAAGGCAAGGAGAAGAAGGCAAGGAGAAGAAGGCAAGGAGAAGAAGGCAAGGAGAAGAAGGCAAGGAGAAGAAGGCAAGGAGAAGAAGGCAAGGAGAAGAAGGCAAGGAGAAGAAGGCAAGGAGAAGAAGGCAAGGAGAAGAAGGCAAGGAGAAGAAGGCAAGGAGAAGAAGGCAAGGAGAAGAAGGCAAGGAGAAGAAGGCAAGGAGAAGAAGGCAAGGAGAAGAAGGCAAGGAGAAGAAGGCAAGGAGAAGAAGGCAAGGAGAAGAAGGCAAGGAGAAGAAGGCAAGGAGAAGAAGGCAAGGAGAAGAAGGCAAGGAGAAGAAGGCAAGGAGAAGAAGGCAAGGAGAAGAAGGCAAGGAGAAGAAGGCAAGGAGAAGAAGGCAAGGAGAAGAAGGCAAGGAGAAGAAGGCAAGGAGAAGAAGGCAAGGAGAAGAAGGCAAGGAGAAGAAGGCAAGGAGAAGAAGGCAAGGAGAAGAAGGCAAGUGCCUGUCACUGAGUAAGAGUGGCAAGCUUUUCACAUAUCAUGGCAGCAAGAGCUUCUACUCAGCAGACCAGGACCUGUCACUGGGUGUGAGGGACAAGCUUUUGGCAUAUCAUGGCAGCAAGAGCAUCCACACAGCACACUAG